Messenger RNA from Hyaloscypha bicolor E, 1416 nucleotides. Its product is annotated as syntaxin 5. Gene Ontology annotation, cellular component: SNARE complex; Golgi membrane; endomembrane system. The record is from RefSeq and is a predicted model, not a curated record. Gene Ontology annotation, molecular function: SNARE binding; SNAP receptor activity. Gene Ontology annotation, biological process: vesicle fusion; endoplasmic reticulum to Golgi vesicle-mediated transport; intracellular protein transport. The transcript is spliced from 3 exons. Lineage: Eukaryota; Fungi; Ascomycota; Leotiomycetes; Helotiales; Hyaloscyphaceae. Bases 361 to 1332 code for a protein of 323 amino acids.
AACGCCUAGGAGAACUGACGAGUGCAUCCAACGAAACACCAGCUGUCCUGUCUGUUGCAGCAGACCACGACCACGCCCACGCCUCUUCUCUCUUGCGACUUCUCUUCACUUCGAUAAACCGCGAUCCUUUUACGAUAAUAAUUAGAGCCCGCCUCAUACACUCCUUGUCCUGUUUCUUUGUCUCCUACAAUCACACGGAGCCUUGUAACCUUUAAAUAACUCAGCGCGAUCCGAGCCUCCGGAAAGGCAAGUUGGAAACGAGAAGGCUCACGAAUAUUGCGGCGCCGAUCCAAAUCAGCCGAGUACAUUCCCUGUGUUGAACUCGCGCCCAUAUCCCUCUAUCGCAACCACAUUCUCCAGAUGGCAGUCUCCUCCAUCCAGGAUCGGACCAACGAGUUCAGGUCGGUCCUGACCCAAGUACAAAAGCGACAGGCAACUUCAAAAGUGGGCGCACAAAGACAGUCACUCCUCACAGACUCACAGAAGGCGGCGGCGAAUGGCAGCGCAACUGGAGACGGGAAGCCAAGGAGGUCAGAGUUCGCGAGGAGGGCGGCAGAGAUUGGCCGAGGCAUCUCAGUGACCAUGGGAAAGUUGGAGAAACUAGCACAACUGGCCAGGAGGAAAACGCUCUUCGAUGACCGGCCAGUCGAAAUCAACGAAUUGACCUCAAUCAUCAAGCAAGAUCUCUCAUCCCUGAACCAACAAAUCUCGUCAUUACAAAGUCUCUCUCGAGCACAGCAUCCAAAAGCCGACCAAGAAGGAGAACACAACAAGAACGUAGUCUUCCUUCUCCAAGGAAAACUCACAGACGUAUCCGCAAAUUUCAAAGAUGUCCUAGAAGUACGAACGAAGAAUAUCCAAGCCUCACGAGCGCGAACAGAGAACUUCGUCUCCUCAGUAUCAGCCCACGUCGCCCCAUCGAUAUCCCAGUCCGCCUCUCCAUUAUACAGCACACCAAACAGAGGAUCACCGGGCCCAGGCCAAGAUCUAUUAUCCUUGAAUCCAGUUGGGGAUCAGCAGCUCUUGAUGAUGGAAGAAGCACAGCCCCAGAACACAUACAUCCAGCAAAGAGGGGAAGCAAUCGAGGCAAUAGAAAGAACAAUCAGCGAGCUGGGUGGAAUUUUCGGUCAAUUAGCCUCUAUGGUAUCAGAGCAGAGCGAGAUGAUUCAAAGAAUCGAUGCGAAUACGGAGGAUGUAGUAGACAAUGUGCAAGGCGCUCAGAGAGAGCUGCUGAAGUACUGGUCGCGAGUGUCUGGCAAUCGCUGGUUGGUUGCCAAGAUGUUCGGCGUUCUCAUGAUUUUCUUUUUACUUUGGGUCCUGAUAUCCGGAUAGACCUGCGCUGCAUUAGCGGUCCCUUCAUUGUACAAGUAUUGUAGAAAGCGUCUGAAUAUACCAUUUAAUGUUGGAACCCCUCGG